AUGUCACAAGAUGAUAACAAGAGACUAGUGGUAGUAGUGCCAAACGAGAUGUCCGUCCAGUCGCGUCGAAACUUCACGAGUGAGGACGAGGCAUGGAAGUCUUAUUUGGAGAACCCUCUGACCGCAGCCACCAAAGCCAUGAUGAGCAUCAACGGAGACGAGGACAGCGCUGCGGCACUGAGUCUCCUCUACGAUUACUACAAGGUUCCUAAAGACAAAAGAAUGCUGCCUAUCACUAAAGUUGUAGAGGAUCAUGAAAGGAGGAGUUGCCAGGGAGACCUGGAGUCCCUCAAGACGGUCCCUGUCAAUCUGUCCCUCAACCCCGAGACGCUCAGCACCGAAGCCAAGCGUGAACUCUACGGGUCAUUGCCGGUGGAGGGUGGCGUGGUUGCCACGGUAAAAGCUGAAGUUUACACCCCGCUGUUUUCCAGUCCCGUCCAUCCGCAGCAGGGUCUGCAGUACCAGCGCCCCGCCCUCCAGCAGCUCCCGCAGGAGAGCGCCGCCGCCGGCCACGGCGGCUACAGGGACGAGCGACGCAGAACGCCCGACAGCACCUACGAGGACUCCUUUCCUGGAGACAACACGAAAUUCAGAACACCAGCUACUUUGGGUGCGGAGGAGUUCCUCUACGACCAGUCUGGAGCAGACUCUUUCCAGUACGCUCUGGAGGCCAGCUGUUCGCUGCGGGACAAACCAGGGGAGGACCCUAUGACCUACCUGAACAAGGGUCAGUUUUAUGGCGUCACACUCCGUGAGACCAGUGUCAACAAGGGUCUACGUCAUCCCAUCAGUAAAGUGCGGAGUGUGGUUAUGGUCGUGUUUGGGGAAGAGAAAAGUCGAGAUGAACAGUUAAAACAUUGGAACUACUGGCACAGCAGACAGCAUACGGUUAAACAGAGAGUCCUGGACAUUGCUGAUUACAAAGAGAGCUUCAGCACCAUCGGCAACAUCGAGGAAUUUGCCUACAACGCCGUCUCCUUUACCUGGGAUGUCAAUGAGGAGGCGAAGAUCUUCAUCACGGUGAACUGCCUGAGUACAGACUUCUCCUCCCAGAAAGGAGUCAAAGGCUUGCCUCUCAUGAUUCAGAUUGACACUUACAGUUACAACAACAGGAGCAACCGGCCCAUCCAUCGCGCCUUCUCCCAGAUCAAGGUCUUCUGUGAUAAGGGGGCAGAACGAAAGAUUCGAGAUGAGGAGAGGAAACAAAUCAGAAGGAAGACCAAAGGUCAGGCAUCUACUGGGCAGGGUCACCAUGGAAAGGGGAGCAACGCAGCCGCACUGCCUCUGAAAAAAACAGACGUGACGGUUUUCAAACCCAUGACAGAUCUGGACUCCCAGCCCGUCCUGUUCAUCCCUGACGUUCACUUUGGGAACCUGCAGCGGGCUGGACAGGUGUUUGCCUUUGGUACUGAGGAGGUGGACAGUGAUGGUGUGGUGGUCAAGAGAAUGUUCCGAACAUCAGAGGAUGAUCCCUGCUCACCCCCGGCCAAGCAACUAAAAGGAGACUCACCAAAGAAAGUAUUACUCUAUGUGAGAAAGGAGUCAGAUGAGGUGUUUGAUGCACUGAUGCUCAAGUCUCCAACACUGAAGAGCUUGACUGAAGCUGUAAGUGCCAAGUACUCUGUGCCUAUGGAGAAGAUGCCCAAAAUCUACAAGAAAAGCAAGAAAGGGAUUCUCGUCAAUAUGGAUGACAACAUCAUCGAGCAUUACUCCAAUGAGGACACGUUUAUCCUGGGCAUUGAGAGUCAGGGUGACUUCUUCCGGGUCACGCUCACUGAAAUAUGA
Molecule: messenger RNA, 1785 nt
Organism: Chanos chanos (milkfish)
Lineage: Eukaryota; Metazoa; Chordata; Actinopteri; Gonorynchiformes; Chanidae
Gene: grhl2a
Product: grainyhead-like transcription factor 2a
Exons: 16
Coding region: 1-1785 (594 amino acids)
Biological process (GO): regulation of transcription by RNA polymerase II; brain development; neural tube development
Cellular component (GO): nucleus
Molecular function (GO): DNA-binding transcription activator activity, RNA polymerase II-specific; RNA polymerase II cis-regulatory region sequence-specific DNA binding
Source: RefSeq, a predicted model, not a curated record